AUGGAUCACCAAAAAAUGAUUAUGAUCUUUUUCUUUUUAACUGUUAAACAUCUUGUUUAUAGUGAAGAUAUUUGUAAUUCUAUUACUUGUGGUUCUGGUAAUUGUAUAACAACAACAAAUCCUACUUUACCAUAUUAUUGUCAAUGUUCAAAUGGUUUUAAUACAAUUUUACCAUGUCCAUCUGAAAAUCCAUGUUCACGAAAUCCAUGUGGUCAAGGAACAUGUGAAGUUGUACCAAAAUUACUUUAUGGUUAUUUAUGUCGAUGUGCUGAUGAUAUAAUAUCAUUAACAAAUUGUAACGUUACUCAUAAUGUUUGUGCUUCUAAUCCAUGUAUUAAUGGAAUAUGUAUUGAAGGUUUAACAAGUUUUAUUUGUCAUUGUUUACCAACAUGGACAGGAAGAAUUUGUAAUGAAAAAAUUGAUUCAUCAUGUUCAAAUAAUCUAUGUGGUAUAGGUAAAUGUUUUCAAAUUAAUGAUCCAUCUCUUCCAUAUGUAUGUUUAUGUCCAAGUGGACAACUUGCAAUGUCUUGUCAGAAUAUAAUGUAUCUAUCUGCUAGUAGUUUAGCUCGCAUAUUUCCAAGUAUGACACAUUUAUCAAAUAUAUGCAAUCCAUUGAAUUCUCAAAAUUGUAUGAAUGGUGGUCAAUGUCUUCUGACAAUAAAUGGUUAUCAAUGUCAUUGUAAUUCAGGUUUUACUGGACAUUUUUGUGAGACGAAUACUGAUCAAUGUUCAUCGAAUCCUUGUGGUAAUAGUGGUGUCUGUUAUGAUCUUCGAUCAUCUUAUAUAUGUGCUUGUUCAGAUGGUAGUUUUCGUUCACAAUGUUUACCUAAUACAGGUUCAUUAAAGACAGUUGAGAAUCUUUCAUGUCCAUGUCAAAAUAAUGGUGAAUGUACAAAGAUAAGUUCACAACCAUGUACAUGUCCAAAUGGAUUUACUGGUCGUUUUUGUGAAAAUUUAUUAUCAAGUAAUAGUUGUCGACAAGUGCAAUGUCUUAAUCAUGGUACUUGUUAUGAAAAUUUACCAGGUUUAUCUGUUUCGCCUUAUUGUUUAUGUAAAAGUGGAUAUACUGGAAAAUAUUGUGAAAUUGAAUAUUUUCGAUGUCAAUUAAAUGGUCGUUUUACUGAUCAAUAUAAUUGUGCUAAAGGAAAAUAUUUUGAAUGUAUUCAUUAUGGAUAUGAUGGACCAAAUAAAAAUGGUAUAUUAUUAAGUCGAAAUUGUCAGGCAUCACUUCGAUAUAAUGUUCUUACUGAUCAAUGUGAUUAUUCGACAAAUGUACAAUGUAUUGAGAAUGAAACAGAACAUUCUCUUUUUUGA
This is a messenger RNA of Rotaria sordida, 1314 nucleotides long. The record is from the annotation of a GenBank genome assembly. Lineage: Eukaryota; Metazoa; Rotifera; Eurotatoria; Philodinida; Philodinidae.